AUGCCUGAACGUAGUAAUAGAGAAAGAAAUAAAGAUACUGCUAUUGAUGAUAAUUCAUCGAUUGAUUUUGAUCAAUUGAAAACAGAUAUCAACGAAGAUCUAUCUGAUGUGCAAAUACCAAUGGAAGAACUUGGUAAUACAGACGAAGAUCCAUCUGCAAGAAACAAUCGACUUGUUGCUGGUAUGGGUCCUAUUGAAAGCAAAGAUGAAUCUCUUCCUGUGAUAGGCUACGCUGCAGAACCUUUAUUACCAUUAGCUGAAGCAUGUGCACCGUUAUCUGAUAUGUUUCAUAAUUUACACUAUUAUGUGAAGAUGGCACUUGAUGAAACACCUGAGGAACCACCGGAUAAUUUAACAAUCGAUGAAAGUGCUGCAAUUCGUCUCUAUACAAUCGAAUGGGAAAAGCCACACUACAGUCUCUAUUCAACAUUAAAUCAUAUACUUAAAAAUUCUCCUCGCGAAGAGCUUCAACCUUUUUUCAAGUAUCUUAAAUUAUUUGUAAGUGCUCUAGCUAAAUUACCUUGUUUUCCACCAGUCACAGUUUGGCGAGGUGUAACUAAAGAUUUAAGUGCAGAAUUUUCUCGUGGUACUCUAGUGACAUGGUGGUCAUUUUCAUCAUGUACAACGGAAUUAACUGUACUUGAAAAUAAUAUGUAUUUGGGUACAGCUGGUGAGAGAACUUUAUUUUCAGUUGAAGUUAUUAAUGGUAGAACAAUACGUGCUCAUUCACAUUUCGUUACAGAAGAUGAAAUACUUCUUUUACCUGGAACUCAUAUGGAAGUUCAAUCAUUAUUUCGUCCAGCACCUGACUUAAAUAUCGUUCAUUUAAGACAAAUAAAACCAACCGUAACGCUACUCGAACUACCAUUCGAAGGUGCUCUGCUAUAUCCACCAUUACCAAAAAAAACGCCUUGGUACAAGAAAAAGAAAACAUUAGCAGAAAUAGCCCUAAUCAUUAUAGCUUGUAUUGCCGGCAUCAUUGUCGGUAUAAUAUUUGCAACAAGAAAAACACCUAAACCUCCACCAUGCUAUCCUCGAAAUACUACAAUCCGAGCUGAUUAUUUCUGGUCAUUUGAUUGUGCUGAUGCAAGAGAAGAUUUAACUGGUCAAUAUAAUGGUACUCUUAUAAAUGGUAUUCAAUUUACUUCACCUGAUUUUUCUGGACAAGGUCAAGCAUGUCAAUUGAAUCGAUUAUUAUUUCAAUAUAUAAAUUUUCCUCGUUCAUUAAAUCUUACAUUAAAUACUAGUUUUACUAUGAGUGCUUGGAUUUUAUUAACUGGAUAUCGAACGAAAACUCUAUUGACUGAUUGUAAUAGUCUUAAUCCAAUUUGUAUUGUAUUUAUUAUUGAUGAUAUCAUUAUGAAUAUAAAUAUUUUAAAUUGGAAUGAUGGAAGUAUUCUUCAACAAGCCGUUGCUUCGAUUCAAUUUACGACUUGUCAAGGAUGUUGGAUGUAUGUAUCAUUUACAUUCAAUAAUCAAACUGGAUCAACAGUUUUUUAUCUUAAUGGUGCUCGACUUGGAACACAAUCGUUAAAUAUGACAUAUCCAACAGUCAAUAAAGUAAAUAAAACACAAUUAUCUUAUCUUGGAGUGAAUGGAAUAAGUAUGACGAAUUAUUUCUAUGGUCUAGUUGAUCAAUUAAAUAUAUUGUAUUCUGUUAAAAAUGAUAGUGAAAUACAAUAUGAAGCUACUACAAUUUUUCAUUAUAAUUUCAAUAAUGAUAAUAUCAAUGCUGAUAUUGGUCCAAAUAAUAUACAUGGACUUAGUCAUAAUGUUUAUCGAUUAAUAUCAAGUAAUACAAGUACUCUUCUUUUCAAUUCAACUGAUUCAUAUUUCCAAUCAAUUGGUUUUACUCUUUUUGAUUCAAAUGAUUUUGAAUAUUCCAUUGCAUUUUGGCUUCGUUUAAUUUUAAUAACACCUGAUAAAAUCAAUAGUGCAACAGCUGUUCUACAAUUAUUAGGAGCAGUUAGUGGAUUAGCGACAGCUAGUUAUUCAUGUGCAAUAAGUAUGCAUGUUUAUCCUGGAGGUAGUAUAGGAUUCUUUUUUCCAAAACGAUUCGCAGUUGUUGAUGUAAAUGGUUCAUCAAUUAAAAAUGAUACAUGGACACAUAUUGGUAUUGUAUAUGAUAGUCCGGAAACGUAUUAUUUUUAUCAAGAUGGAAUAUUAAUAGAUACUGAUGUUAGCCGUCGUUAUUCAUCGAUAAUAUCGAGUAAUGCACGUUUUUCUGCAAGUUUUGGUGGUGUCUAUUUAAAUAAUUCAAUAACACCCAAACCAAGCAAUUAUGAACAAAUGAAAUGUUUUUCAGGACUUCCAGUUUUCAAUUAUACAAAAAUGUACGGAGGAAUUGAUGAUCUCAUAUUCCUUGGAAGAGCAUUAACAAGCUCAGAAAUUGCUACUCUUGCUGCUUCUAAAACUCAGACUGAUGAUAUAUAA
Messenger RNA from Adineta steineri, 2433 nucleotides. Lineage: Eukaryota; Metazoa; Rotifera; Eurotatoria; Adinetida; Adinetidae. The record is from the annotation of a GenBank genome assembly.